Alternaria postmessia is the source of this 342-nucleotide messenger RNA. RefSeq lists its product as uncharacterized. The coding region runs from base 1 to 342 and encodes 113 amino acids. The transcript has 3 exons. Gene Ontology annotation, biological process: iron-sulfur cluster assembly. The record is from RefSeq and is a predicted model, not a curated record. Gene Ontology annotation, cellular component: mitochondrion; L-cysteine desulfurase complex. Lineage: Eukaryota; Fungi; Ascomycota; Dothideomycetes; Pleosporales; Pleosporaceae.
AUGUCAUUAGCACAGGCAACAAAAGGCGACAUGGCCUAUCAAGUGCGCUCGCUCUACCGUUCCCUCCUGCGCCAGAGCAGCCAGUUCGCCGCCUACAAUUUCCGCGAAUACGCCAAACGGAGAACUCGCGAUGCGUUCCGGGACAGCAAGAAUGUGACAGAAGAGCGAACAAUACAAGAGCUGGUACAGAAGGGCUUGAGCGAAUUGCAAAUGCUGAAGAGGCAAACGGUGAUAAGCCAAUUCUACCAGAUCGAUCGAUUAGUCGUCGAAGGAGGGAAAGAGGGCAAGCAAAAGGGUAACAGAAAUGGCAUCGUCAGAGUGAAGGAUCAGGGCUGGGACUGA